GAUAUUACUUUGACGUCUUAAGGACCUUUGUGGCGUUUUAGGGUCUAUUUAUUUGUCUAUGUACAAUUUUAAGGAGACAAGACUGUGGUAUGGCCUGAUUUGACCUACAGCAGCAGUCACCCGCUGCUUGCUAUACAACACUCAACAGAGGUGAAGACACAGCUAGAGGUACUACGCAGAGCCUUUGAUUCCGGAAGUAAACGAGCGAGUUCGUCAUGGGCAGCAAAGUCAGCUCCAAAAUGGCAGCUCCCUCCGCUCGAGUUAUCCAGGCUAUUCGGCCUCAUGCUCCGCUGAUCAAGUUCCCUAACAGACAAGGGGUCCCAAAGCCCAAUGCCCAAGAGGCAUUAAAAAUAUUAGGAGUCAACUUUCCACAACACAAUGCUGCCAGUUCACCUUCAGCAGUAGCACCACCUUCAUUAUCAAGACCUCAUGUGCCUUUGACCCCGAUCCCUGGCACGCCAGACUCACUGUCCUCGAUUCAGCUACUCCCUGCAAGGUAUCGGAGGAGACCAAUGGCAGUAGAAGAAAUGGACUACAUCCAGCGUGGUGGACCAGAGUGACAUGAAGCGACUCAGUCACUGCAACCAAAGUCUGGAAUUCAGUACGUGUCUUGAAUUCUGUUUCUCAGUACAAGAGAACUAAAUGACAUGAUGUAGAAUAAAAUAUUACAUAAACCAUGUUAAAAUGUACAUAUGGUUCUUUGAUGUUAAAUUUAAUUUGUAUUUCUGUAUUACAUCCAUUUCAAGAGACAUUUGUAUUUUCUCACAGUACAUAAUGAGUGAUUAACAAUAACUUGUUGGUUUUCCUCAUGUACUAAAGUAAAAGUUACCAUUCAUAUUCCAGUUUUGUUAUUACCUUAUUUUCAACUUAAUUUCCAGCUCAAAGCAUUUUUUUUGUUUGAAAUUUUGUCUUACAACUUGUGAGAGCUUCACAUACCCUACAAUCAAACCCUAUUCCAACCACGAGGUGCAUAUAAAUAUAUUACUCCAUGGGUCUUUUGGUUUUCAUGUCUUUCACUGCAAUAAACUGACCAUGGGCAGAAGAGAGAGAUCUGCAGUAGUACUGAGUGAAAUGGUGUUGAGUUCAUGUGUGGACUUUAAAUGAUUAAACAAAUAUUGUAUUUUG
Messenger RNA from Solea solea (common sole), 1125 nucleotides. RefSeq names its product mitochondrial ribosomal protein S36 (gene kgd4). The transcript is spliced from 5 exons. Gene Ontology annotation, biological process: 2-oxoglutarate metabolic process. Lineage: Eukaryota; Metazoa; Chordata; Actinopteri; Pleuronectiformes; Soleidae. The coding region runs from base 216 to 560 and encodes 114 amino acids. The record is from RefSeq and is a predicted model, not a curated record.